Molecule: messenger RNA, 510 nt
Organism: Emiliania huxleyi CCMP1516
Lineage: Eukaryota; Haptophyta; Isochrysidales; Noelaerhabdaceae
Exons: 3
Coding region: 1-510 (169 amino acids)
Source: RefSeq, a predicted model, not a curated record
AUGGACGACCGAGCGGAGACGCAGCGAAUCGAGGAGCGCCUGCCGCAGGGAACCGAUGAGCGGCUUGCGAGACCUUGGCUGUCGACGCGAGGAGCGAUUACGCCGGUGGCAAUACUGCAGCCGCUAUCCUCUCCGGUCGGCGACGUGGUGAUGUACACGAGUUCGGUGGCGGGACACAACCUGCGGAUGUCGUUGGGGAGUUCGGUGGCGGAGGCGCGAUCACACAAGACGAGCGCAGGGUCGACGUCGGGCAAACAAGGCCGAGACGAGGAAGCUAAGGCACCACCAAAGGCGGAGCCGGAGGGAGGUGGCGAGGCGGAUGCACUCGCGGCCCGGCGCCGGAUGCUGAUACGCCAGACGAGCUCAAACCUGUCCACUGUCAUGCAAGCCUCAUCGCGAGAGCUGAUGGCUUGCGGAGAGUGUGACCGUGUGGUGAGCGGAAUCGUUUUGCUCGAGUACAUGGUAUCGAGUGAGGACCUGUCGCGCGGCCUCGACCCUCGGCUGCACUAA